AUGUCUUCCCCCUGGUGUCUACCCUGGCCUCAACAGAACUACUGGGGCGAGUUUAACCUCAACGGGCUCAAGAUCGAAGUCACAUCGUCAAAGAGCCACCACGAUAACGAUGAUUCCGCUGAGAUCCCGCGAUACUUCUGGGGCAAGGGUCUCAGGGGCCGUGGCCUGGGGAGGUUCCUCGCUCGGCACUCAAAGCACCCUGUCCAUCGCGGCUACACUGAAGCGCGGAGCCUGAUCGGUCGCGGCACCGUGGAUGAUCUUAGGAGACUUUCCCAUCUUGCGAGCACUUUCGUUAUCGAAGUGUUUGAGGAUGUCGAGGACGCCUCCGGCUCUUCAUCACAAGAAUCCCUGUCGUCCCCGGGAUCGGGACCCAGAGUUACCCAGCUUAAGCUCUCUCCUGAACUAGAGCAGUGGAAAUCGUCGCAACACGCUAUCGGCAAUGUCCUACCGCCCAAGGGCGCUGGCCUGAGUCCGGUUUCACAGGAGAUCCUGCACAUCCUUGGUGCAGAGCACUGGCCCGAGGCGCUCAAGACCACUAAUGCCCUGUUCGGCUGCGGCAUCGCGAGUCUUCUCAUGGGCGCUGCGGAUUCGUCCACCAUGUUCUCCAACUAUGUGACAGACAUGGCCUUCUAUUACGAACACGGAUACAACUACGUCUUCCCUAACCUGGAGCCACUCCUGGAGAAGGGUCUUGACGAUCCUCACGCACUACGCACCCCCGGAGGCCGUCAACGUCGCGACGCCGUGAGUGUCGGCAAGCGGUACAUCCAGGGCAAAAUCGCCCUGGAGAAGAAGCACAAGGAUCACCUCCUUAACCGCUCAGCGCGACUAGAUAGACGCACGGCUCAGAUCGUUUCCCUAUCAGAGAGUAGCUUGCUCGGCAUGGCGGCGGAAGCAACCGCUAGAGGGUUCGACGCUGGCGCUGUCAUGGCCGAUCUCGUUUUUAGCUCGCCAGGUACCGAUGUCGUCGACGUGGGAUGCGAUCUUGUCAACUCGGAGGUGAUGAACUCUUUUCUGAAUGUCACCGAUAUCACAGACACGGGGAUUGUUAGCGAGGAUGUGCUGCGGAAGGUGUAUGAUGCUUAUGCUGUGAUGGGCGCAAGGAUGCUUACCCAACGAUGGCACGAGCCAGUGGCUAGGAUGUGCGCUGCGCUGUAUACUUGGCACAUCCAGAAUGAUCGGCACAUGUUUUUCCGUCGGGCUCUUCUGGGCUGGUCGAAGGCCAGAAAGACGCCCGCUCAGCCUCAAAGUGAGGGUGAUUUCGACGAGGUGUUUGACAAGCAAUUCCGUCUUACUGGGUUCAGCAGACCCCUCGAUGCAAAGUAUACAUGUAACGGCCAAGAUACAUGUGAUCAUGUCCACGAGCAUCUCGAUCGCCACCAAGAGCCUCUUCUCAAGGAACUCUGGUGGUAUCUUGUUACAGGACCUCUUGAAUAUGUCCGUGGCGGGCAAGUCGACGAGGCUCGGGAACUCGAGCUUGCCGAGGGCUCAAGAUUGAGAAUGGCCAAGCUCUUCUCCAAGGGUCGUGUGUUAGAGAUGGUGUGGUUGAUUGCCCAUGCAAACCACCACGCUUGGCAAGUGAACUACUUGUUUGAGGCUGCUAUGUUUGGUAGCAUUCUUGAUGGCGGGAAGUUGAUUGGAAAGCUUGACAGGAAGGAACAGUAA
Messenger RNA from Fusarium sp. VM40, 1665 nucleotides. The record is from the annotation of a GenBank genome assembly. NCBI's taxonomy places the organism in Eukaryota, Fungi, Ascomycota, Sordariomycetes, Hypocreales, Nectriaceae.